AUGACUGCGUGGAGAUGUAUGAUCUGUUUCGUCUUUGUUGCUUUAAGUCUGAAAGUGCUCCUUAGCCACAUAAAUGCAAUUCAUGGUCGUAGUCCGGAUUUUUGGGUUUACUGUGGAAUUGAUGGUUGUGAACAAGACUUCAGAGUUUUCAACUCAUUCUUUCGCCACAUUAAACGGACGCAUCCUCUGUAUUUGACAACUGGAUGCCCACCAGGUGGGUGGAGAACGACACCCACAGCACAUUCACGGGGUUUGGAAAAUUUUGGUGUAUCAAUUUUUUCCAACUGUAGCACUCCUGCAACGACCAGCACUGUGGAAAUAUCGCCUGAUGCCUCUCGAAUUGAAACACAGCAGCCUGAUGGCAGCCCUGUCCCAGAAGAAGCUAUUUCAGUAACAUCCACAGCCAGACCUGAUAUUGGCAGAUCUGCAGCUGCUUUUGCAAUCAGUGUCCGGGAACAGUGCCACUUGUCCCAGAGAACGGUCAACAAUGUAAUCUCAGGGGUGCAACAGUACCAAGCAGUUCUCCUGGAUACGCUGAGGGAGGGAAUGAGAAGGGUGUUUGAAGAGCAUCCCGAGACAACCACUCAGCUUCAAGAUGAGGUUUUGGCUACAUUUGAUAAAUUCAUAGACCCUUUCUCCACCACUGCAUAUGGACAGAAUAGAACUAUUCGGGAGCUAUUCAAUCCAGUGAACCCAAUAGAAGAAGUAGUGUCCCAGAAGAUUUGUUGGUGUUUGGACUGA
This is a messenger RNA of Xyrauchen texanus (razorback sucker), 741 nucleotides long. RefSeq lists its product as uncharacterized. Lineage: Eukaryota; Metazoa; Chordata; Actinopteri; Cypriniformes; Catostomidae. The record is from RefSeq and is a predicted model, not a curated record. The transcript is spliced from 4 exons. The coding region runs from base 1 to 741 and encodes 246 amino acids.